Prosopis cineraria is the source of this 1697-nucleotide messenger RNA. Its product is annotated as D-xylose-proton symporter-like 2. Gene Ontology annotation, molecular function: fructose transmembrane transporter activity. The annotation marks the transcript as partial. Gene Ontology annotation, biological process: transmembrane transport. The transcript is spliced from 11 exons. NCBI's taxonomy places the organism in Eukaryota, Viridiplantae, Streptophyta, Magnoliopsida, Fabales, Fabaceae. Gene Ontology annotation, cellular component: membrane. The record is from RefSeq and is a predicted model, not a curated record.
GGUCUCAUUACUAGUGGAUCAUUAUAUGGGGCUUUGGCCGGCUCUGUGCUGGCCUUCAAUGUUGCUGACUUCUUAGGUAGAAAGAGGGAAUUAAUUGUGGCUGCAUCUCUCUAUCUUGCUGGAGCACUUAUAACAGCACUAGCUAUUGGUUUUCCUAUUGUGGUGAUCGGUCGCUUUGUGUAUGGUAUGGGAAUAGGACUGGCCAUGCAUGCUGCUCCAAUAUAUAUUUCUGAGACAGCUCCAACUCAGAUACGAGGUCUAUUAGUUUCUCUCAAAGAGUUCUUUAUAGUUCUUGGAAUGAUAGUAGGCUUUGGGUUUGGUAGUAUUCUUGUUGACAUGGUUUCUGGCUGGCGCUAUAUGUAUGGUGCUAGUACUCCAAUUGCUGUCAUAAUGGGAAUUGGGAUGUGUUGGCUUCCACAUUCUCCUAGGUGGUUACUUUUACGUGCUAUACAAAGAAAGGGAUAUGACCAACAUUUAAAGGAGGCUGCAAUUCUUUCUUUGAACCGCCUUAGGGGUCCAGCUAUUGGUGACUCUGCUCCUCAACUAGUAGAGGAGAUUAUGGCUGAGCUUUAUUAUGUAGGUGAAGAGAAAGAAGUCACAAUUGGGGAGAUUUUCCGAGGAAAAUGCUUCAAAGCUGUUGUGAUUGGUGCAGGACUCCUUUUGUUUCAGCAGAUCACUGGACAACCAAGUGUCCUCUAUUACGCUGCAUCAAUCCUUCAGAGUGCAGGAAUCUCUGCAGCCCAUGAUGCUACUCGAGUCUCUAUUCUGCUUGCCUUACUGAAGUUAAUUAUGACUGCUGCUGCUGUUGUCGUUGUUGAUAGUCUCGGAAGGAGACCUUUACUGCUUGGAGGGGUUUCAGGGAUGGUUAUAGCCUUGUUCCUUCUGGGUUCAUAUUACUUGUUCCUGAAUGAUGCAUUGACUGUUGCCAUAGUUGGUCUUCUGCUGUACGUGGGGUGUUAUCAGAUAUCGUUUGGUCCAAUUGGGUGGCUUAUGAUAUCGGAGGUUUUCCCAUUGCGCCUAAGAGGGAGAGGACUCAGUAUAGCAAUACUUGUCAAUUUUGGAGCCAAUGCUCUCGUCACCUUUGCCUUUUCUCCAUUAAAGGCAUUGCUGGGAGCUGGAAUGUUGUUCUACAUAUUUUGUGUGAUAGGCCUGUGCUCUCUUGUCUUUAUAUACUUUGUUGUACCAGAAACCAAGGGCCUUACGCUUGAAGAGAUCGAGGCCAAAUGCCUGUAGCAUCCGUGUCCUCGGAGUUGGAAGAGCUACGUUUCUGUGCUUGUUAUUGUGAGAGUUAAACAGCAAAAUUGAUCUUCAUCAAUUUGUUGUGUGCAUUUGGGACAGUCAAAUUAUUAAUUUAAAUCUUUUACAUUCACAAAGGUAUUUAAUGGGAAACGUAAAAAAUGUUUUGUAUUGAGGUUUUUUUUCGGGUUUUGUAUUAAGUUAGGAUAUGUGUUUCACCCACAAUUAUAUUCUUUUUGUAUCAUAUACUUUGUCUCUUUGAAUUAAUGAUAUAGAAGAAUUAAUUUAGUCAGAUCAUAAAUAGUAUUGUAAAAUUUCCAAUUCCUCUGUAAAACUUAUAAUGCAUUUUACCGAGUCAUGUAAUAAUUACAUGUUGAUCAGGUGGAUUUUUUGAAUUGCAUGGAACUCGGUGAAUGAGUUGUACUAUUUAUGAUUUGUGAAUAAAUAUAAUUUAUUGUAAA